AUGUCUCUUAAGAGCUUUAUCGGGGUCUCCACGCUUGUAGGUGCGACGCUUGCCAGAGACGUCCCAUCGAAUAUUCGGAACCUCUACAACAAUAUCCAGGGCAGUGGGCAAUGCAGCUAUCCUUUAGCUACGGGGUUCUACAGUGAAUACAAUGACGAUAAUUCUUUCAGCUACUGUAGCGACCAUUUGGAAGACUCCAGGAUCAUCUACAUCCAAGGUGGUAACAGCCAGUUCGCCAACAUGGAUAUCGACUGCGACGGUACUCAGGGCGGCCCCGCUGACGACGGCCGAUGCGGAAACUCCGACGAUACCCAGUCAAUCACGUCUUUCGCCGACACCGUAAGGGAAUAUGGCAAGGGUAUCGAAGACUUGGAUGCCAAGAUCCACCCCUACGUCGUUUUCGGAAAUGUGGGCGACAAGCCCGGCUUUACAUCAUUCGACCCUCAAGAGUACGGCAUCCAACCAUUGAGCGUCAUGGCCGUCGUAUGUGGCGAUAAGCUGAUCUACGGAGUCUGGGGUGACGAGAACGGCGCCGACGGCGAGAAGUCCGUUGUUGGAGAGGCCUCGAUUUCGUUGGCUACGGCUUGCUUCGGAAAUGGGAUAACUGGAAACAAUGGACACGAUGAGAACGACGUGUUAUUCAUUGCUUUCACCGGUGACGAUGCUGUUCCUGGGGCGGAUGGAGCUAAGUGGGAUGCGCAGAACUUCGAGGAAUUCGAGGAGAGCAUUCAAAGCCUAGGCGAUGAGCUCAUCCAGCGUAUCCAGGCUUGA
Molecule: messenger RNA, 771 nt
Organism: Daldinia childiae
Lineage: Eukaryota; Fungi; Ascomycota; Sordariomycetes; Xylariales; Hypoxylaceae
Product: Endo-chitosanase
Exons: 3
Coding region: 1-771 (256 amino acids)
Molecular function (GO): chitosanase activity
Source: RefSeq, a predicted model, not a curated record